Molecule: messenger RNA, 2427 nt
Organism: Spodoptera litura
Lineage: Eukaryota; Metazoa; Arthropoda; Insecta; Lepidoptera; Noctuidae
Source: RefSeq, a predicted model, not a curated record
AUGUCCAACAAAACUUAUAACGAUUUGCUGGUCGAGACUUCAGAGUUGAUAGGAGAAGCAACUCAAGCGGAUGAAGCGCUUUUUGAAGCGGGAGCAGCUGAUAGAAAUACACUUCUACCAAUUCUUCUAGAGCUUCGAGUAAGGUAUACGAUGUUGCUCAGUCGGCUGGAUACAGUGUACGACCAGCUUUUGCAGCCACAAAAGCGGAUGAUUGUCAAAAGACUGCUGGAAUCUUGUUUGGGAAGACUAAUAGAGAUAAAACAUGAUUUAGUGGAGAUGCGCUUGACUGAUCAUACUUUUGAUGAUGAUGAGGUACUUAAGCUCCAAGUGACUCCAAACCAAGCUGAACCGUGUAUACCACAAUUCUUCAUCCGUGAGAGAGCAGAAGAGAUUGAGAGUAGACGACAGUUUGUACUUGACACAUUGAGAAAGUUGGGUUAUGAGCCUCCGAAGCCACAACCUCUAGUACUGACGGAACAGCAGGCUGUGAUCAUUAUACAAAGUCACGAAAGAGCUAGACAGGGAAGACUGAGAGGUCAGUUUAUGAAAGAAAUUCGUCUGUUAAAAGAGAAAGGCAGAGAUCAGAAAGGAGAAAUGUCAGCAUCUGCAGCCACUGCUAUUCAGAAGGUCUGGCGAGGAUUCUUAGCUAGAAGGCUAACUAGACGCAGGAAAAUAGAAGAACAGCUCUUAAUUGGCAUGGAAUUGCCUCCAUAUAUGGAAUCUGAAGCUCAGAGGAAAGCAGAAGAAGUUAAGGAUUACCGACGCAAAUUACAAUCGGACAGAGAGAAGGAGUAUCAAGCAGCAUUAGUCUCAAUUGAAGAAGAUCUUCGAAAACAACAUGAGAAAAAGUUAAACGAACAGAUUGGAGACGAACUGCGGAGGUGGAUAAGAGAGUACUAUGAUAGAACCGGACGGUUUCCUGAAAUGCCUUCUGAAGAAAGCGGAGGCAGCAGAGCUAUGUAUAGUCGAACUGGAACUGGUAUGGAUAGUGAAAUAAGCAAGUCAUCGCCUGUGUCUUCUAAAGAAUCCAAAAGGAGUAAGGAAAGCAAAGAUAAAAAGAAUGGUAAAGGAGAUGAAAAUGGUAAAAACGGGAAAGAAGAUGCUGAUGACCUUGACACUUACAAGUGUGCUAGUUCUGCCUUCUUGAAAGAUAUGACUGGCGCUAAUGAGGAAUAUGAGGAUAUAUGGAAGUUCAAAGAAGACGCAGAUAAUCCUCACGAGAGAUACUACAAAGACAUGAUAGAAAGAGAGAAGAUGGUCAAGAUUGAACAGGAGAUUAGGAACAUUGUGGAUGAAUUAAUGAGGAAUGAACUGGAACUCCUGCAAGCUGCUUACGACCGAGACAGAGCACAGAAAGGGAAGAAAUCUAAGAAACAACAGAAAAAGACUCGUCGUGGAGGGAAGAAGAGUAAAAAGAAAAAAGAGAAAGAUUUAACACCCGAUAGAACUACAGAAUCUUUGUUUGAAGAACUGGUUUCCAACGGCAUUAUAAGACCAUAUCCUCUAGUCAAGAUUGACGACUAUAUUGGAGAAAAAUGCUUUGUAGGAGCUAGCUAUAGAGAGAGUGGAGUUGAGGCAACACCGUGUUUAGGCGAUGUUAGGCAGCUGGUGAAGGAGUAUUGUAUACUACCACUGGGAUCUGAAUUAGUGCGGAAUAAUGCUCCUUUAGUGAGAUCGGUUCUUAUAACAGGGCCAGGAAAAUGUGGAAAGAAGAUGUUGGUCCAUUCCAUUUGCAACGAAGUUGGAGCCAUGCUUUUUGAUUUAACUCCCGCUAAUAUAGUGGGCAAAUAUCCUGGCAAGUCUGGGCUUAUAAUGUUAAUUCACUUGGUGAUGAAAGUAUCCAGGCUUUUACAACCAUCAGUAAUUUGGAUGGACGAUGCUGAAAAACCGUUCGUGAAGAAAAUUCCAAAAACAGACAAGACUGAUCCAAAACGGUUGAAGAAGGAUUUAGUGAAAAUUAUUAAAGGCAUUUGUCCAGAAGAUCGUGUCAUAUUCAUUGGUACUUCAAGAGCACCAUGGGAUGCAGAACAAAAACUACUAUUCCAAUGCUAUCAGAAGAUCAUCCAAGUACCGAGAGCUGAUUAUGGAAGCAUUUCUAUGAUGUGGAGAAGCAAGCUCCAUAGGGCUGGAGCUUUGAAUCCUAGAUUGGAUAUAUCUUGUUUGUCUAGGAUUUCUGACUCCUAUACAUUGGGCACUCUUUUGGAAGCUUUGGACGCUGUACUAACAACGAAAAGGCGUUUGCAACUGCGUGUACGUGUACUAACAGCUGCUGAAAUAGCAGUUCAGCUUAGCACGAGGGAACCAGUAUAUGCUGAACAUGAAGCAGCAGCUGACUCCUGGUGGUACAAGACCCCGAUGGAGAAGAGAAGGCAGAAGGUUUUACAGAGGCUGGAAGAAGCACAAGCUGAGGCCGAAAAUGGCGGCUGA